GCUCCAGUCUGCAGGGGCAACAAUGGCGGGGCUCUGGGUCGGGGAGGCAGCGCUGGUCACAGGACGGCGUGGACGGUGGUGGCCGCAGCCACUGUUGCGGAGCGCGGCGCUAUGGACCCUGAAGCAUGUUCCACAUUAUCCAAGACAGCAUUUAGUGGUGUCUCGUAGUCUCUGUUCAGCGGGAUAUGAUUCUAAUGAAAAAACUUUUGAUAAAAUUCUUGUUGCUAAUAGAGGAGAAAUUGCAUGUAGGGUUAUUAAAACUUGCAAGAAGAUGGGCAUUAAGACGGUUGCCAUCCACAGUGAUGUUGAUGCUAGUUCUGUUCACGUGAAAAUGGCGGAUGAGGCGGUCUGUGUUGGCCCAGCUCCCACCAGUAAAAGCUACCUCAACAUGGAUGCCAUCAUGGAAGCCAUUAAGAAAACCGGGGCCCAAGCUGUACAUCCAGGUUAUGGAUUUCUUUCAGAAAAUAAAGAAUUUGCCAAAUGUUUGGCAGCAGAAGAUGUCAUUUUCAUUGGACCUGAUACACAUGCUAUUCAAGCCAUGGGUGACAAGAUUGAAAGCAAAUUAUUAGCUAAGAACGCAAAGGUUAACACAAUCCCUGGCUUUGAUGGAGUGGUCAAGGAUGCAGAUGAAGCUGUCAGAAUUGCAAGGGAAAUUGGCUACCCUGUUAUGAUCAAGGCCUCAGCAGGUGGUGGUGGGAAAGGCAUGCGAAUCGCUUGGGAUGAUGAAGAGACCAGGGAUGGUUUUAGAUUUUCAUCUCAAGAAGCUGCUUCUAGUUUUGGUGAUGAUAGGCUACUAAUAGAAAAAUUUAUUGAUAACCCUCGUCAUAUAGAAGUCCAGGUUUUAGGUGAUAAACAUGGGAAUGCUUUGUGGCUCAAUGAAAGAGAGUGCUCAAUUCAGCGAAGAAAUCAGAAGGUGGUAGAGGAAGCACCAAGCCUUUUUCUGGAUUCUGAGACUCGAAGAGCAAUGGGAGAACAAGCUGUAGCCCUUGCCAAAGCAGUAAAUUAUUCUUCUGCUGGAACCGUAGAAUUCCUUGUGGACUCAAAAAAGAAUUUUUAUUUCUUGGAAAUGAAUACAAGACUCCAGGUUGAGCAUCCUGUCACAGAAUGCAUUACUGGCCUGGACCUAGUCCAAGAAAUGAUCCGUGUUGCCAAGGGUUACCCUCUCAGGCACAAACAAGCUGAUAUUCCCAUCAACGGCUGGGCAGUUGAAUGUCGGGUUUAUGCCGAGGACCCCUACAAGUCUUUUGGUUUACCAUCUAUUGGGAGGUUGUCUCAGUACCAAGAACCAAUACAUCUACCUGGUGUCCGGGUUGAUAGUGGCAUCCAACCAGGAAGUGAUAUUAGCAUUUAUUAUGAUCCAAUGAUUUCAAAACUAAUCACAUAUGGUUCUGAUAGAAGGGAAGCACUGAAAAGAAUGGAAGAUGCACUGGAUAAUUAUGUUAUUCGAGGUGUUACACAUAAUAUUGCAUUACUUCGAGAGGUGAUAAUCAACUCACGCUUUGUAAAAGGAGACAUCAACACUAAAUUUCUUUCUGAUGUGUAUCCUGAUGGCUUUAAAGGACACCAGUUAACAGAGAAUGAGAGAAACCAGUUAUUGGCAAUAGCUUCAUCCUUGUUUGUGGCAUCCCAAUUAAGAGCACAUCAUUUUCAAGAAGAUGAAAAUUCAAGAGUGCCUAUUGUAAAACCACAAGUGGCCGACUGGGAGCUCUCAGUAAAAUUGCAUGAUGAAGUUUAUACUGUUGUAGCAUCCAACAGUGGGCCAACAUUCUCUGUUCCCUGUUGGAAAGCUAGAGACCAUUGGCUUGACAGCUCAAGUGGUGUCUUUUGAAUUUUUGCUGUAGAAUUACCCCCUGUUUUACUUUUUAGCUCAUGAAGAAAGUAGGUUUAUUUAAAAAACACAUCAAAAUUAAUGCAUUAAAAUUUUCCCUGGAAAAUAUCCACCUUGAUAUAUAGUAUCAAAAACUACUUCCUGUAUGUAUUGGCUUAGCUACUAUCAGAAGCAUCAAACCUAAUAAAAAUGGAGUAUUACUGAUAGUAUAUCCCUUUUUCCUAAAUGUAUUUGGACUGAGCUUCAUUUGACAUCAGUAUUAUGAAAGGAGACAAGCUGAAUAGUGUCACCCUCUGCCACAUCAAUAGAAAAUUAAUCAGCCUAGAGGUGACAGUCCAGGUUAAUGACCCAAGAGGUAGUACAUAUUUGUUUACCUCACAGUAAUGUGUUCACGUUUUCUAAAGUUCUUUUAUUAAAAACUUUAAAAAAAUUAUAAGGUAUUUCAAAUGAGGAAAAUAUAGCAAAUGUACAAAUCUGCUAUAUAAGUCUCCUAUUACAACAGAAAAACACCCCUAGAUACAGCUAAAUCUCUUCUUUACAUCAUCCCAUCUGCCUCUUCCUCCCUAGCAGUGACAGCUGUCCUGAAGGUAUCAUGUGUCUUUCUUGUACAUGUUGUUACACUUCAGUGUGCCAUAAUAAUAGUGAAACAUUUCAUGUACCAUAAUCAUAGUGAAAAAGAAAAUUGUGAAAAAUAUAUAUACUUAAUGAUACCAUUUAUGUAAGAUUUUAAAAUACACAAAGCAAAAACAGUUCAAUUUACAAUAGCACCAAAAAGAAUAAGGUUACUUAGGAAUAAACUUAAGACGUAGAGGACAAAGACUUGUACACUGGAAACAACAAAAUGUUGCUGAAAGAAAUUAAAGAGGACACAAAUAAAUGGAAAGCCAUCUCAUGUUCAUGGAUUGGAAGACUUAAUGUUGCUAUAAAUGUUAAUAUUAUCCAAAGCGAUCUACAGAUUCAAUGUCAUCCCUAUCAAAAUCCCAACUGAUUUUUUGCAGAAAUAGAAGAAAAAUCCAGAAAUUCAUAUGGAAUCUCAAGGGACCCAAAAUAGUUAAAACAAUUUUGAAAAAGAAGAACAAAGUUGGAGAGCUCACACUUCCUGAUUUCAAAAUUUAUUACAAAACUGCAGUAAUCAAAACUGUGGUACACUAGUAAGACAGACACAUAGACCAACAGAAUAGAAUUGAGAGCCAGAAAUAAACCCUUGGAUAUAUAAUCGAGUGAUUUUUUUAAAAAAUAAAUUUAUUUAUUUACUUAUUUAUUAUUUUUGGCUGCAUUGGGUUUUUGUUGCUGUGUGCGGGCUUUUCUCUAGUUGCGGCGAGCAGGGGCUACUCUUUGUUGCGGUGCGAGGGCUUCGCAUUGUGGUGGCUUCUUUUGUUGUGGAGCACCAGCUCUAGAGCGCAGGCUCAGUAGUUGUGGCACACAGGCUUAGUUGCUCUGCGGCAUGUGGGAUCUUGCCAGACCAGGGCUCAAACCCUUGUCCCCUGCAUUGGCAGGCGGAUUCUUAACCACUGUGCCACCAGGGAAGUCCCUAUAAUCAAGUGAUUUUUGACAGGAGUGCCAAGACCAUUCCAUAAGGAAAGGACAGUCUUUUCAACAAAUAGUACUGGGAAAAGUGGAUAUCCACAUGCAAAAGAAUGAAGUUGGACCCUUACCUUACACCUCAUGCAAAAUUAACUCAAAAUGUAUUAAAGACCUAAAUGUAAAAGCUAAAUCUGUAAAACUGUUAGAAGAAAAUACGGGAAAAGCCUCAUGAUGUUGGAUUUGAUGAUAAUUUCUUGGGUAUGACAUCAAAAGCAUAGGCAGCAGAAGAAAAAUAGAUAAGUUAGAUUACAUCAAAAUUUAAAACUUUUGUGCAUCAAAGUCAACGAGUGAAAAGGCAGUCCAUGGAAUGGGAGAAAAUGUUUGCAUAUAUGUGAUAUAUUUCCAUAUUAUCCAGAAUAUAUAAAGAACUCAACAGCCAAAGAAACAACCUGAUUUAAAAAUGGGCAACGGGGCUUCCCUGGUGGCGCAGUGGUUGCGCGUCCGCCUGCCGAUGCAGGGGAAUCGGGUUCGCGCCCCGGUCUGGGAGGAUCCCACAUGCCGCGGAGCAGCUGGGCCCGUGAGCCAUGGCCGCUGAGCCUGCGCGUCCGGAGCCUGUGCCCCGCAACGGGAGAGACCACAACAGAGGGAGGCCCGCAUACCACAAAAAAAAAAAAAAAAAAAAAAAAUGGGCAACUGACUUGAAUAGACAUUUCUCCAAAUGUCUGUUUGGAGAAGAUAUACAGAUGACGUCAUCAACAAGCACAUGAAAAGAUUGCUCAACAUUGCUGAUCAUUAAGGAAACACAAGUCAAAACUGUAAUUGGAGAUAACUCACAGCAGUUAGGAUGGCCACCAUUAAAAAAAGAAGGGAAAAAAAAAAAAAAACUCCAGAAAAUAAUAAGUGCUGUUGAGAAGGAGAGAAACUGGAACCCUUGGGCACUCUUGGUGCAGCUGCUGUGGAAGACAGUAUUGUGGUUCUUCAAAAAAAUUAAAAGUAGAACUAUCAUAUGAUCCAGCAAUUCCCCUGCUAGGUGUUUAUCCAAAAAAUUGAAAGCAGAGUCUUGAAGAGAUAUUUGCACAGUCAUGUUUAGCAGCCUUAUUCACAAUAGCCAAGAGGUGGAGGCAACCAAAGGGUCCAGUGACAAGUGAAUUGGUAAAUAAAAUAUGUUAUAUACAUAAAAUGAAAUAUUAUUUAGCCUUUAAAAGGAAGAAAAUUCUGACAACUUUUGUCAGAAUUCAUUACAAAUUUGAUACAAACCAAUGCAAUUUAGUAUUUUAGUGAAAAAAAUUUUAAAGUAAGGAGGAUGAAAAUUUGGGGAAAUAAAGA
Physeter macrocephalus (sperm whale) is the source of this 4678-nucleotide messenger RNA. It is a transcript of the gene PCCA, whose product is annotated as propionyl-CoA carboxylase subunit alpha. The record is from RefSeq and is a predicted model, not a curated record. Gene Ontology annotation, molecular function: propionyl-CoA carboxylase activity; metal ion binding; ATP binding. The coding region runs from base 23 to 1828 and encodes 601 amino acids. NCBI's taxonomy places the organism in Eukaryota, Metazoa, Chordata, Mammalia, Artiodactyla, Physeteridae. Gene Ontology annotation, cellular component: mitochondrion. The transcript has 20 exons.